AUCCGCAAGCGACUUCUGAUCGAUGGCGAUGGUGCUGGUGACGACAGGCGGAUCAAUUUGUUGGUGAAGAGUUUCAUUAAGUGGUGCAAUUCCGGAUCUCAAGAGGAAGGUUACAGCCAGUACCAACGAAUGCUGAGCACUCUGUCACAGUGUGAAUUUUCAAUGGGAAAAACUCUUCUGGUGUAUGAUAUGAACCUGAGAGAAAUGGAGAAUUAUGAAAAAAUCUAUAAGGAUAUAGAAAACAGCAUAGCUGCAGCACAUGAGAAGAUUUCUGAGUGCAAAAAACAAAUCCUGCAAGCAAAAAGGAUUCGAAAAAAUCGCCAGGAAUACGAUGCAUUGGCCAAAGUUAUUCAGCACCAUCCAGACAGACAUGAAACACUGAAGCAGCUAGAAGCUUUGGGAAAAGAACUGCAACAUCUUUCUCACAUUAAAGAAAAUGUUGAAGAUAAGCUGGAGCUGAGAAGAAAGCAGUUUCAUGUUCUCCUGAGCACCAUCCAUGAACUUCAGCAAACCCUGGAAAAUGAUGAAAAACUUUCAGAAGCUGAAGAAUCUCAAGAAACUCAGAUGGAAACAGAGACCAAACAGUAGAUGUAAUAUGAAGACUACUGACUCUACUAAUGAAGAAUAUCGAGUGUCUUCACUUUGUAUUGAAACCAACAGUGAGAGAGAUGGAGCAAAAAAAUAGUUUUCUACUGCUUCUGUGAAUUUUUAUACAAAAAUACUUGUUUUGCUUAUACACUGGGGGAAAACAGUUGUGUCUGUGCAGACAGGCACUUCUGUGCUAGUUCACAAACUCUAAAUUGUUUUACAAAAGAUGAAGCUUCUGCACAGUACUUGUGAGCUAAGGUGUUUGCAAAACACAGUCAA
This is a messenger RNA of Apaloderma vittatum (bar-tailed trogon), 867 nucleotides long. RefSeq names its product THO complex 7 homolog (Drosophila) (gene THOC7). Bases 130 to 588 code for a protein of 152 amino acids. The transcript has 7 exons. Gene Ontology annotation, cellular component: THO complex part of transcription export complex. The record is from RefSeq and is a predicted model, not a curated record. Gene Ontology annotation, biological process: mRNA processing; mRNA export from nucleus. NCBI's taxonomy places the organism in Eukaryota, Metazoa, Chordata, Aves, Trogoniformes, Trogonidae.